AAUACCUGUUCUUGCAGUAGAAACAAAAGCUGAUCGAGUGUCAUAGAUUGUUGAGGUUCAUAUGCUCACCAAAUCACAGAGAGGUUUCAGGACAGUGGGCAAUAAUUCACAUCUAUUGAGGAAAUUCAUGGAUCUCGCUCUUUGAAGAGGAAUACUCAGUGUGGGGAGUUUAUUUGCUAACAAAGGAUGGAUUCAGGGAAGUGUACAUCUAGAAAUGGUGCUUCAUCAUCAAAUAUGGCACAUACAAGCUUCCUGAAUAGGGUAUACACAAAAUCUCUCUUCGAAGAAGAAGAGAGAUUUGCUGAACAUGCCACAAUAAAGGAUGUAAAUAUUGACCUCAGAGAAGUUUAUUUUCUGAUUAUGCAUUUUUUGUCAUCUGGGCCGUGCCGAAAAACGUUUGGAAUAUUCUGUGAUGAACUUUUGGAACAUGAGCUUCUGCCUAGGAGAUAUCAUGCUUGGUAUUCAAGAAAAGGUGUACUCAGUGGAGAUGAUGAUGACGAUGACAUUUCUUUCCCUCUAAAUUAUGAUGAUCUGAUCCUAAGGUAUCCUCAUGUUGAAAAAGAUCACUUAGUAAAGUUGCUUAAACAACUGCUGCUGAAUUCGGGUCCUCCUUUGCAAUGUGGUGGGGGAGAUUCCCCUGGUGCUGCUGAUGUCCCCACGCUACUUGGAUCUGGGCCUUUUUCUCUUUUGACUUGUGAGCGAAAUAGAGUCAAUAAGCAAGCACAAUCCCUUCCUUCAUACCUCCGUUGGCCACACAUGCCGGCUAAUCAGGUGCAUGGUCUAACUUUAAGAGAGAUUGGAGGAGGUUUCCCAAAACAUCAUCGUGCUCCAUCUAUCCGUCUUGCAAGUUAUGCUGUUGCAAAGCCGUCAACUAUGGUCCAAAAGAUGCAAAACAUAAAGAAACUAAGGGGACAUAGGGAUGCUGUUUAUUGUGCAAUAUUUGAUCGCUCAGGAAGAUAUGUGAUUACUGGUUCUGAUGAUCGCCUCGUCAAGGUUUGGUCAAUGGAAACUGGAUUAUGCCUGGCUAGUUGCCGAGGACAUGAAGGUGACAUCACUGAUUUAGCUGUCAGUUCAAACAAUGCUUUGGUGGCAUCUGCAUCAAAUGACUACAGCAUUCGAGUUUGGCGCUUGCCAGAUGGAUUACCUAUUUCAGUUUUGCGUGGUCACACUGGAGCUGUUACUGCCAUCGCAUUUACUCCAAAAACUAGCUCUGUGUAUCAGCUUCUAUCGUCCUCAGAUGAUGGAACUUGUCGCAUUUGGGAUGCUAGGUCUUCUCAAUGUGUUCCACGUGUUUACUCGCCAAGACCAAAGGAUAACGUUUCAGUGAGGAGCAGUGGUACCGCAGCAACCAACCUUCAGUCCUCAAGUAAUACAUCGCAUAGCCAUCAAAUUUUGUGUUGUGCAUACAAUGCCAAUGGAACUGUCUUUGUCACUGGCAGCUCUGAUACUUUAGCAAGGGUCUGGAGUGCUUGUAAAUUCUCCCCAGAUCACCCCGAGGAGCUAAAUCAUGAAAUAGAUACAUUAUCUGGUCACGAAAAUGAUGUCAACUAUGUACAGUUCAGUGGCUGUGCAGUUGCUUCACGAUCUUCAACUUCUGAUUCCAUUGUGGAGGACUGCAUUCCUAAAUUUAGGAAUUCUUGGUUUAGCCAUGACAACAUUGUCACUUGUUCCCGUGACGGAAGUGCAAUUAUUUGGACCCCAAAACCACGCAAGUCGUCCCAUGGAAAACAUGGACGUUCUUGGGGUAAGGCAUAUCAUCUUAAAGUUCCUCCUCCACCAAUGCCACCACAGCCUCCUCGAGGAGGGCCACGGCAGAGAUUUCGCCCUACUCCUCGCGGUGUUAACAUGAUAGUGUGGAGCCUGGAUAAUCGCUUUGUACUGGCUGCUAUCAUGGAUUGCCGAAUUUGUGUUUGGAAUGCUAGUGAUGGUAGCUUGGUGCACUCCUUGACUGGUCACGCACAGUCUACAUAUGUUCUGGAUGUUCAUCCUUUCAACCCCAGAAUCGCAAUGAGUGCUGGUUAUGAUGGGAAAACCAUCCUGUGGGAUAUAUGGGAGGGGAUCCCCAUCCGCACAUAUGAUAUAGGACGCUUUAAGUUGGUUGAUGGAAAGUUUUCACAGGAUGGAACAUCAAUUGUUCUUUCUGAUGAUGUUGGACAAAUAUAUUUAUUAAAUACAGGCCAAGGCGAGUCUCAAAAGGAUGCUAAAUAUGAUCAGUUCUUCCUUGGGGAUUACCGGCCCCUUAUCCAGGAUGUGCAGGGGAAUGUUCUUGAUCAGGAGACACAGUUAGCUCCAUAUCGGAGGAACAUGCAAGAUCUUCUUUGUGAUGCAAGUAUGCUUCCAUAUCCUGAACCAUAUCAGAGUACGUACCAGCGCCGCCGCCUAGGAGCUCUGGGUACCGAGUGGCGUCCUUCUUCAAUUAAAUUUUCUGUAGGCACAGACGGUGGUUUGGGCCUAGGAUACCAGGUUUUACCAGUGGCUGACUUGGAUAUAAUAGCUGAACCACUGCCGGAGUUUGUGGAUACCCUUUUCUGGGAGCCAGAUAAUGUUAUUCUGAAUGAUGAGACUGAUUCAGAAUAUAAUAUGAAUGAAGAGCUUUCUGCUGAAGGAGAGCGUGAAUGUUUAAGAGACGGCUCUUCUAGUGGUUCAGUAUGUAGUGAAGAACAGAAGAUGAGACGGAGUCGGAAAGAUAGCCUACGCAGAUCAAAAAGGAAAAUAUCUGUAUCAGAAGUGGAAGCCGCAUCAUCUGGAAGGCGUCUUAGGAAGAAAGUUAAGGAUGAUGAUGUUGGCACUUCAUGUAGAAGUCUUAGAACUAGGAAAUCAAGAAAUGGGCAGAAAGCUACCACUAAAAGGAAGUCAUCUAAACCAAAGUCAUUCAGAUCUCACCAUGGAGCUGCACAUCCUGAAAUUGUAUAUCAGCAAUAUGACAUUUCUUCAGAUGAUGAAGAUGAAGCUAGCUCUGAGGAUGAUUCAUUGGAAACUGAAUCAUUAGAAUGUUGGUCAAGCGAUCAGAAUAUUGCAUCUGAUGACAAACUGACAAGCACACCGCGGAGCUAUCCAACAGGUGGAGCUAUCGAUGUGCCUCCUAAAUCCACUGAACCUCUGACAAACGGCGAGAACAAAAGGAGAUUGGUCCUGAAAUUGAAAAUCCGUGAUGCUAAUAAGCUUGAGCUAUCAAAAGACACUGCAGCUCAGUGUGGUGAUCAAGCUGAUAAGCCAUGUUCUUCUCAAGCUGGUGAAGAGAUAAUUGAAGAUAAUGUGGUGAACCUAAGGUUAAAGGAGCCAGGAUCAUCCUCUGCAGACAAGAUUGGCAUGAAGCUGUUUGGGAAAUACAGUAAAACUGAACAUAUGGUUAAUGACAAGGAGGCCAAAGAUGUUUUAAAUGAGCAAGUCGAUAGAAAACCUUCUGCUGGUCCAGAUUUCCAAAAUCUGGCUCUGGCCGAUAAUUUAAUGGCCGAGGCUCAAACGAAUCUGGGACAAUCUGAGGCUAGCAGUUUGCUGGCUGGAAAUGGUCCUGGAGAUGCACUGUGUUUCUCAGGAGUUGCUAAAAGUUCUUCAUUAUUGCACUUGUCAUCAUCACCCAGUCAUCAGCUGCAGCAAAUAGGUGUUGGUCCUGGUGCAAACAAGUUGACUACCACCGAUGACAAUCCUGAAGUAAACCUCAAACCUAGAGUGAAGCCAACCAUAAUAAAGAUAAAAUCAAAGAAAAUGUCCAGGGAGUCUCAAACUCAUUCUGAGUUUAAUCCUCCUACAGAUGCUUAUUGUGGAGAUGAAUCAACAUCUAAAAUCUUUUCCCAUUUGGAACAAAACCAAGUUCCAGAAACAGGUAAUGGCCCUGAUAGAUUCAGUCAGAAUUUGCAUUGGGGUGUACUGAUGGAUGAUUCUGUUGGCAGAAACAAGUCUCAUGGAUCUAGAAGCGGUUUACGUAGCAGUCAUGAUAUUUGUGAAAGUGCUUCUAAUGCUUGUAAUGAUCAUAACGAAACAGGUUCUGAAUUCCCUCAUGCCGCGACUGAUGCAGCACGUAGAAAGAGAUCCUUAAGAUUUACUGCAAUGUCAAGAGACGCAGCAUUCGGGAAAGAUGACCUAAAAAUAAGAGAGAGCCAUGUAGCUGUAGGUUCAUCAAGAAACACCGAAAAGCUAACCAAGAAGGCUACUGGUUCUCCGCCAUUAGGAUGGACUUCAAGUAAUGUGUUCAAGUGCCGGUCAUCUAGAAACACUAAAGAGGGUUCUUCCAGGGAUGAAAAUAUUUUUUCAUCUGGAAUGAGCUCGAAUGAGGCAGUGAAAAAACUGAAUUGGUUGCUAUUGUCAGAGCGUGAAGAGGGUUACCGCUACAUUCCUCAGCUAGGUGAUGAAGUAGUGUACUUCCGACAGGGGCAUCAAGAAUAUAUAGAAUAUAGUGAUUCAUCAGAGCCUGGUCCUUGGACAAAGAAUGCAGCUGCAGUCCAAGCUGUGGAAAUUUGCUUGGUAAAACAUCUUUCAUAUGCAACUCUUCCUGGCUCUGGUGAGAGCUGCUGUAAAGUUACACUUCAAUUCAUAGAUUCCUCUUCCCCUGUCUCUGGACAGAAGUUUAAGCUUACACUGCCCGAACUAGUCAACUUCCCUGACUUUCUAAUUGAGAGAUCAAGGUAUGAGACUGCAAUGGAGAGAAAUUGGUCGUAUGGAGAUAAGUGUCUGGUUUGGUGGAAGGAUGAGAGUGAGCAAGGUGGUAAGUGGUGGGUAGGUGAGGUAGUUUCAGUGAAAGCCAAGUCUGACCAGUUUCCUGAUAGUCCAUGGGAAAGAUGUGGUAUCCUAUACGAAGGUGAAGUAGAACCCCAUCCUCAGAGUCCCUGGGAACUACAUGAUGUAGAUAGUUCAUGGGAGCAACCUCAACUUGACUUGGAAAGCAAAAAUAGAGUGUUGUCAUCUGUCACUGAACUACUGCAGUCAGCAAGCAGAAAUCAGGAUAACUUUGGGAUUCUAAAAUUGAAACAUGUUGCUGUGAAACUGGACUUCAUGAAUAGGUUCCCUGUUCCUCUAUCACCUGAAAUAAUCCGGUUAAGGUUAGAGAACAACUAUUAUAGAAGCUUGAAAGCAAUGAAGCAUGAUUUCUCUGUGAUGAUAGCAAAUGGUGAGGCUUACUUUGCCAAAAACAGAGAGCUUUCACUGAAAAUGAAGCGUCUUUUAGAUUGGUUUACCGAGAAAUUAUCAAAUUUAUGAGGGCAUGCUUCUCCUUAGCUUAUUAGUUUUCUUUCCUUCUUCCAACUGCCUGGCGGAUCCAAUUUUGUGGAAUGGAUCUUCAGUGCUUGGGCUCUGGAAAUGGUUGGUCUCAGAGUCUAGAGUUGUCUGUUGUAUUAUUUUGGGGGGUUUGGAGUACAGUUUACACCAAGUAGAAAUACUAUGUGGAGAUACAGAGAGGGGGCAUUCUUUUUUUUUUGCAUGUUUCUUCUCGAGAAUGUUACUCAGAAAACAGGAUUAUUUUGUUUACUUUUACUAUACUU
Molecule: messenger RNA, 5474 nt
Organism: Solanum verrucosum
Lineage: Eukaryota; Viridiplantae; Streptophyta; Magnoliopsida; Solanales; Solanaceae
Exons: 24
Coding region: 187-5193 (1668 amino acids)
Biological process (GO): cytoskeleton organization; regulation of transcription by RNA polymerase II; regulation of cell shape
Cellular component (GO): nucleus
Molecular function (GO): protein binding
Source: RefSeq, a predicted model, not a curated record